AUGAGGAAUCCAAUGGAGCCAGUAGAAAUGCUGGGCAUCACUUUGAGGAACCAAGUGAGUGAUCAGAGUAGUGAAGAGGUUCGGGAGCGACUUCUGGACGAGAGCCUCUUGAAACUGUCGGGCGAGCACAGUUGUGACACACUACGAACCCCUUCAGCCAGUAAUGAUGCAACCCGUCGAAACCCGGACUUUUCCAGUACGGUGCCCUACGGACUACCCCAGCCACGUCUUCCGGCGCUAUGGUGA
Molecule: messenger RNA, 246 nt
Organism: Parnassius apollo (apollo)
Lineage: Eukaryota; Metazoa; Arthropoda; Insecta; Lepidoptera; Papilionidae
Source: the annotation of a GenBank genome assembly